Ilex paraguariensis (yerba mate) is the source of this 2474-nucleotide messenger RNA. The record is from the annotation of a GenBank genome assembly. Lineage: Eukaryota; Viridiplantae; Streptophyta; Magnoliopsida; Aquifoliales; Aquifoliaceae.
CUACCACUUACAUACUUUCCUUGUAAUUUCAUGGUGGAGCUCGUAAUUCUUUCCAUUUCUUUCUUCCUUUAAUUUCCCAUUGUUCUCUCUUUCAUUCGCGUUCAUAUCUCACUUUCUGGGUGAAAUGGCAGCCAACGGGAACGGACGUGUGAAUUUGGCGAACCGAGGUGCUGGUCGGAACGGACUAGCGAAGAUCCAGACGCAGACGAGGCAGAACGGAAUAUGCCACGACGACAGUGCACCUCCGGUGAAAGCUCAGACGAUCGAUGAGCUUCAUUCUCUUCAGAAGAAGAAGUCGGCGCCUACCACUCCCAUUAACGGGACUCAAGGUGCUUUUGCUGCGAUUUCCGAUGAAGAACGCCAGAAACAGCAGCUCCAGUCCAUUAGUGCCUCUUUGGCAUCGCUGACGAGAGAGACUGGACCAAAGGUGGUGAAAGGAGACCCAGCAAGGCAGUCUGAGACCCCAAAGGUGUCGCACGUUUCUCACCAUGACUAUUUCGCACCCACCAUUAGCGUCAGUGACAGCUCUUUGAAGUUUACACACAUCCUCUGCAACCUCUCUCCAGCCGAGCUAUACGAACAGGCCAUAAAGUAUGAGAAAGGGUCGUUCAUUACGUCUAGCGGUGCACUGGCGACCCUAUCUGGGGCCAAGACUGGUCGGUCCCCCAAGGACAAACGCGUUGUCAGGGAUGACACCACUGAGGAUGAUCUUUGGUGGGGAAAGGGUUCACCAAACAUUGAGAUGGAUGAGCACACGUUCAUGGUGAACAGAGAAAGAGCUGUUGAUUACUUGAAUUCUUUGGACAAGGUCUUUGUCAAUGAUCAAUUUCUGAACUGGGACCCUGAGAACAGAAUCAAAGUCCGGAUUGUCUCUGCCAGAGCUUACCAUUCCUUGUUCAUGCAUAACAUGUGUAUCCGACCCACUCCUGAAGAGCUGGAGAAUUUUGGUACUCCGGACUUCACUAUUUACAAUGCUGGACAGUUCCCGUGUAAUCGUUAUACACACUACAUGACAUCCUCUACUAGCAUAGAUUUAAACCUUGCUAGAAGGGAAAUGGUUAUCCUCGGCACCCAGUACGCCGGGGAAAUGAAGAAAGGCCUAUUCAGUGUAAUGCACUAUCUCAUGCCUAAGCGUCAAAUCCUCUCCCUCCAUUCUGGCUGCAAUAUGGGCAAAGAUGGAGAUGUCGCCCUCUUCUUCGGAUUGUCAGGUACCGGAAAGACUACUCUUUCUACUGAUCACAAUCGGUACUUGGUUGGAGAUGAUGAACACUGUUGGAGUCAGAAUGGUGUGUCAAAUAUUGAAGGUGGUUGCUAUGCCAAGUGCAUUGAUCUGUCAAGGGAAAAGGAACCUGAUAUAUGGAAUGCUAUCAAGUUUGGAGCUGUUUUGGAAAAUGUGGUAUUUGAUGAGCAUACACGAGAGGUGGAUUAUGCUGACAAAUCUGUCACAGAGAACACUCGUGCAGCCUAUCCCAUUGAAUACAUCCCCAAUGCCAAAAUUCCAUGUGUUGGCCCUCAUCCAAAGAAUGUUAUACUGUUGGCCUGUGAUGCUUUUGGUGUGCUCCCACCUGUGAGCAAGCUAAGCCUUGCGCAGACUAUGUACCACUUCAUUAGUGGCUACACUGCUCUGGUGGCUGGCACCGAGGAGGGCGUGAAGGAGCCACAGGCAACGUUCUCAGCCUGCUUUGGUGCUGCAUUUAUUAUGCUGCAUCCUACCAAGUAUGCUGCUAUGCUAGCUGCAAAGAUGCAGAAGCAUGGUGCAACAGGAUGGCUUGUCAACACUGGCUGGUCUGGUGGAAGCUAUGGUUCAGGGAGUCGUAUGAAGUUGGCAUACACUCGAAAAAUCAUUGAUGCUAUACACUCGGGCAGCCUCCUCGAAGCAGAUUACAAAAAGACUAGCGUGUUUGGGCUUGAGAUCCCAACUGAAGUCAAGGGUGUGCCUUCAGAAAUCCUGGAUCCAGUGAACACGUGGUCAGAUAAGAAGGCUUAUAAGGACACACUGCUGAAACUGGCUGGCCUGUUCAAGAGUAACUUUGAAGGGUUUAUGACUCACAAGAUCGGCAAGGAUGACAAACUGACCGGGGAAAUCCUGGCUGCAGGCCCUAUCGUCUGAUCUGGUGUGGUGAUGGAUGGAAAGAAAUAUGUAGGCUGUAACAAAAUGGAUGAAGUUAAACUAUGAGUGCAUGUAGAUGUAAAACUAUGAGUGCAUGCAGAUGUAAUCCUUUAUAUUAUUCAGUUGAAGUUUAAUUCCAUGUUUAGAGCGGAGCAGUCCACUCUAUGAUCCUUAUCAACAUUCCUACAUGUAAGAAGUGAUUUCACUAGGAAAUUUGCUAAUUUGACAGAAAUCAGGGAAUGGAAUUUGUUAUAUAAGCUCGAUACCAAACAACUCGAUGGAUUUUGAUGGUCUUAUGGCAUCUCUUACAUUUUGAAACCUGGCCAAGCUUUUAUUACGUUGGAGAGUCCUUGAUAAUAGAAAC